Molecule: messenger RNA, 2437 nt
Organism: Pseudoliparis swirei
Lineage: Eukaryota; Metazoa; Chordata; Actinopteri; Perciformes; Liparidae
Gene: ppp2r1bb
Product: protein phosphatase 2, regulatory subunit A, beta b
Exons: 15
Coding region: 38-1807 (589 amino acids)
Biological process (GO): protein dephosphorylation
Cellular component (GO): protein phosphatase type 2A complex; cytoplasm
Molecular function (GO): protein phosphatase regulator activity; protein binding
Source: RefSeq, a predicted model, not a curated record
ACAGCAGCGCCAUUCAGUAACUCCAACAAUAUCCAAAAUGGCAGGAGCUGAUGGAGACGACUCUCUCUACCCUAUCGCCGUUCUCAUUGACGAACUGCGAAACGAGGAUGUCCAGUUACGACUGAACAGCAUCAAGAAGCUGUCUACUAUUGCUUUGGCACUCGGUGUCGAGAGGACUCGCACUGAACUCCUUCCUUUCCUCACAGACACCAUAUAUGACGAAGAUGAGGUGCUCCUGGCCUUGGCUGAGCAGCUUGGCAAUUUCACUAUGUUGGUGGGAGGGCCAGAGUUUGUCCACUGUCUCUUGCCUCCUCUGGAGAGCCUAGCUACAGUCGAGGAGACCGUAGUCAGAGAUAAAGCUGUGGAGUCCCUGCGGAAGAUCUCUCAGGAGCAUUCUCCUGUGGACCUGGAGGUCCACUUUGAGCCUUUGGUCAAGCGUCUGGCCAGUGGUGACUGGUUCACUUCUCGCACAUCUGCCUGUGGUCUCUUCAGCGUCUGUUAUCCUCGCGUCUCCAGCACGGUCAAAGCAGAGAUCCGCCAGCAUUUUCGCACCUUGUGCUCAGAUGACACUCCGAUGGUGCGUCGUGCUGCAGCAUCUAAACUGGGGGAAUUUGCCAAAGUCCUCGAGCUGGAUUAUGUAAAAAGUGACAUCAUUUCCCUCUUCACGGCGUUGGCCUCUGAUGAGCAGGACUCGGUGCGGCUGCUUGCUGUGGAGGCUUGUGUCAGCAUUGCCACUCUGCUGCCUCAGGAGGACCUCGAGUCCCUGGUGAUGCCAACUCUCCGCCAGGCUGCAGAAGACAAAUCCUGGAGGGUCCGCUACAUGGUGGCUGACAAGUUCUCUGAGCUGCAGAAAGCAGUUGGGCCAGAGAUCACCAAGAACGACCUGGUCCCGGCCUUCCAGAACCUGUUGAAGGACUGUGAAGCUGAGGUCCGUGCUGCUGCAGCCAACAAAGUCAAAGAGUUCUGUGAGAACCUCCCAGAGGACAAUCGUGAGCAAAUCAUCAUGACUCACAUUCUGCCCUGUGUCAAGGAACUCGUUUCUGACACCAAUCAGCAUGUGAAGUCGGCGCUGGCCUCGGUCAUCAUGGGCCUUUCGACCAUCCUGGGCAAGGACAACACGAUCGAGCACCUGCUGCCUCUCUUCUUGGCUCAGCUCAAGGACGAGUGCCCCGAGGUGCGUCUCAACAUCAUCUCCAACCUGGACUGUGUGAACGAGGUCAUCGGCAUCCGGCAGCUCUCCCAGUCGCUGCUGCCGGCCAUCGUGGAGCUGGCAGAGGACGCCAAGUGGAGGGUCCGCCUCGCCAUCAUCGAGUACAUGCCUCUGCUGGCGGGACAGCUGGGAGUGGAGUUCUUUGACGAGAAGCUCAACACCCUCUGCAUGGCCUGGCUGAUCGACCACGUCUAUGCCAUCCGCGAGGCGGCCACCUGCAACCUCAUGAAGCUGGUGGAGAAGUUUGGAGCCGAGUGGGCCCAGAACACCAUCGUGCCCAAAGUGCUGGGCAUGGCCAACGACCCCAACUACCUCCACAGGAUGACCACUCUGUUCUGCAUCAACUCCCUGUCGGACGCUUGUGGUCAGGACAUCACCACCAAGCAGAUGCUACCGGUGAUCCUCAAGAUGUCCAACGACCAGGUGGCCAACGUCCGCUUCAACGUGGCCAAGUCCCUUCAGAAGAUCGGCCACAUCCUCGACAGCAAUGCCCUUCAAACCGAAGUGAAGCCGGUGCUGGAGAAGCUGGCCGCCGACACGGACAUGGACGUCAAGUACUUUGCCCAGGAGGCGAUCAGCGUUCUGGUCCUAGCAUAACCACCAUGGCGUAACCCGACUCCCCCGAAACAGGAACACAAACGCUUUCACGAGAUAUUUAUUAAUGUUCAGCAACAACUGGUAAAUGUAUAGAGAAAGCUGGUAUCAAUAGUUUUAUCCAUAUUUUGUUUGCUCCUUUUUGUUUACGGACCAAUAGUCGACUGAAGUCCCGACCUCGCUCCGCUCCGACGACGUGUGAUUUGAAAUGUGUGCGUGCGGCCUGUACUAGCUGAGCAUCGCUACCCAGAAUCCUCUGCACAUUCCUCCCCCGCACCUCCUCCGGGUUCCUUCAGCUCUCCCGCGUUCGAGACGCAAACUUCGAGCGGCGGCGUUGCAGCCGGCCGUUAAUCUGGCUGAGUUUCCUCCCCAAUUAUCGCCCUUUUCAUCGCGUGAGAAGUGAUUUGAAAAGCCUGAGCAGGUCCGCGAGGCGAUCCUCUCUUCGUCUUUCUCCAGGACACCAAACCUGAGAUCCCUCUGACCAAAAGCUCUGACGGAGGAGAUGAACUCUCCGUGAUUUGCAUGUUCCUCAUCAUCUCAAAGUGUCCCUCCCCAACUCUUCUUCAACCAGACUGUUUAAUCCUGAUUCUGUACAACUAUUAUAUCUGAAUAAAGGAACCAGUGUAACUCGUU